This is a messenger RNA of Numida meleagris (helmeted guineafowl), 1244 nucleotides long. RefSeq names its product zygote arrest 1 like (gene ZAR1L). NCBI's taxonomy places the organism in Eukaryota, Metazoa, Chordata, Aves, Galliformes, Numididae. The transcript has 5 exons. The record is from RefSeq and is a predicted model, not a curated record. Bases 14 to 1057 code for a protein of 347 amino acids. Gene Ontology annotation, biological process: translation. Gene Ontology annotation, cellular component: cytoplasm. Gene Ontology annotation, molecular function: mRNA base-pairing post-transcriptional repressor activity.
CAGCCCCCGGAGCAUGCGCGCUGCAGCCAGCGCUGUGCCCGCCUCUUCGCGGGGAGGACAGAGGAGGCGGCGCAACGGCCGGCGCCCCUCAGCGCCCCGGGGCGGUUGGCGCUCCGCUCGCUACUCCCUCAGCGGGGCGGGCUCACCAGCGCUGAGCUCGCUCGCACAUCGUGCACCUCCAAGCACGGAAGUUCAGGGCUUCAGGGGCGGUCUGACGCCCAGCCGCAGCGGGGAGUCGACGCCAAAGCAACCGAGCUGGAAGCAGAGCAAGAGCAGCGGCCUCGGCCCAUUCCCCGCCGGGCCGCCCACCCCGCUGUCGGCCGACUACCUGGACAGCUGCCGCCGGGCGCAGCUCAAAGCGCUGCUAUCGCAGGUGAGCCCGGGGCUGACGCCGCGGCUGCGCCGGGCCAACACCAAGGAGGUGGGCGUGCAGGUGAACCCGCGGGCCGACGCCGCCGUGCAGUGCUCGCUGGGGCCGCGCACGCUGCCCGCCGGCCGCCUCCUGACCCCCGCCGCCGCCCGGGGCCGCCUCGCCCUCUACUCGCCCUUGCUGAACCCCCGCCUCUUCACGCUGCCCGAGGCCGCGGCGCACCAGGAGGAGGAAGCGGCGGCUGCGGCCGCCCCCGAGGAGCAGAAGGCGGACGGCGGUAGCGACGAGCAGCGGGACGGCCCGGCGGAGGCUGCCGCUCCGAGCGAGCUGCCGCGGGAGCAGAGUGCCGCCCCCGGGCGCCGGGCCGCCUUCCAGUUCUUGGAGCAGAAGUACGGCUAUUUCCACUGCAAGGACUGCAAGACCAGAUGGGAGAGCGCUUACGUGUGGUGCAUCUCCGGGAGUAACAAGGUGUACUUCAAGCAGCUCUGCCGCAAAUGCCAGAAGGGCUUCAAUCCCUAUCGGGUGGAGGCAAUCCAGUGCCAGACCUGCUUUAAGACUCGCUGCACCUGCCCUCAGAAGAAAAGGCACAUUGAUCUCACGAGACCUCAUCGCCAAGAACUCUGUGGCCGCUGCAAAGGCAAGAGGCUGUCCUGCGAUAACACCUACAGCUUCAAGUACAUCGUCUGAUUUCUGUGCCCUCCUCUAAUCUGUGCUCUGCGCUUUGUCAGUCGUUUGUGAUGUUUUGACCUUAGGCUUUUGACCUGGCAUUGGAAAAUGGAUCAAGACUUCUGUGUUAUUUAUAAAAUAUUUAACUUUAUUAUAUAUAUAUAUAUGCUGUAAUUAAAGUUCAAUAAAAGUUUGCACUGAUUUGUUA